Cryptococcus deneoformans JEC21 is the source of this 1635-nucleotide messenger RNA. Its product is annotated as Aldehyde dehydrogenase (ALDDH), putative. The transcript has 9 exons. Bases 101 to 1588 code for a protein of 495 amino acids. Gene Ontology annotation, molecular function: oxidoreductase activity, acting on the aldehyde or oxo group of donors, NAD or NADP as acceptor. The record is from RefSeq and is a predicted model, not a curated record. NCBI's taxonomy places the organism in Eukaryota, Fungi, Basidiomycota, Tremellomycetes, Tremellales, Cryptococcaceae.
UGAUUAAUCAAGAUGUUAAAACAAACUAUAUUCCCUUUCCAGAUUCAUUCUAUCCUUCAAAGAUUUUUGGACGCAACUCGUCACAUUUUAAUCAUCCAUAAUGAGUGCCACUGUCGCCGAAGUUACAUUCAAUACAGGUUUGUACAUCAACGGACUAUGGAAGAACGGCCGGGGAGAGCCUCUUCUGUCUGUGAAUCCGGCUACUGAAGAAGUCAUAGCAGAAGUUCAAACCGCCAGCAAAGAAGAUGUCGAUGAGGCCGUGAAAGCCGCAAGGCACUGCUUUGAAACUGCUUGGGGUACUGAAGUAUCGUCUCAAUUACGCGGCCAGCUGCUUUUCAAGCUAGCCGAUGGUAUGGAGGCGGCAAUGGAAGAGCUGGCUAAACUGGAGUACCUUGACUCUGGCAAGCCUCUCGCUUGGUGUAAAGCAGAUAUUGAAGACUCAGUAGCCUGUUUGAGGUACUAUGCUGGUUCCGCCGACAAGAUACAAGGAUCAAUGAUUGAGCUUGACGACAAGCAUAAGCAUGCCUUGGCUCGCAAGGAGCCCAUCGGUGUUUGCGCUCAGAUUGUACCUUGGAACUAUCCUCUUUUAAUGAUGAUUUGGAAAAUUGCCCCUGCCCUGGCUGCUGGUUGCACCAUUGUUUUCAAGCCCGCUGAGCAAACACCUCUCUCGACUCUCAAGUUUGCCGAGCUGUUUGAGCUUGCAGGAUACCCAGCUGGAGUUUUCAACUUGGUCAACGGCCUCGGUCGAACCACUGGAGAUGCUCUCUCCAGGCACAUGGAUGUUGAUAAAAUCGCCUUCACCGGCUCCACAAUCACUGGGCGACGCAUUGCCAUUGCUGCAGCUGAGUCUAAUCUGAAAUCGGUCACACUCGAGCUUGGCGGGAAAUCCGCAAAUAUCGUUUUUGACGACGCGAACCUACAGGAAGCAGCGAAAUGGGCAGCCUUUGGCGUAUACGAGAAUAUGGGUCAAUCAUGUAGUGCCGGGUCAAGGGUGCUUGUGCAAGAGUCAAUCUACGAUCAGUUCAUCACACAUUUCAAAGCUGCUGCGGAGGCCUUCAAGGUCGGCGAUCCGGCAGAUCCGGAUACUUUUCAAGGACCGCAAGUCAAUGAGGCGCAAUUCAGGAAGGUCCUCGAUUAUAUUGAGAGUGGCAAGCGAAGCGGGGCAAAACUUUUGACCGGCGGCAGUAGACAUGGAUCCAGAGGGUACUUUAUCCAACCAACAGUGUUCGGAGACGUCACUAUGGAUAUGAAGAUAGCGAGAGAAGAAAUAUUUGGCCCUGUGGCUUCUGUCAUUCGUUUCAAGGACGAGGCUGACGCUAUAUCGAUUGCCAAUAACACCGAAUAUGGUCUGGCCGCCGCCGUUCAUUCUCAGAACUACGCUCGAGUUCAGCGAGUUACACGCAAGUUGAAGGCAGGUACCGUAUGGAUCAAUCAAUACGUAGCACUCUCUCAUCAGGUUCCUUUUGGUGGAUAUAAGCAGUCUGGAUGGGGCCGAGAGUUGGGAUUGGAGGGUCUCGAGCCUUACCUUAUCACAAAGUCAGUUCACCAUUACUAUGGCGGAGAUUUCGAGUGGCCCAUCAAGAUAUAGAGUCGCUAGCUAUCGGUUUAUGAUCAUGUUAUGCAUUCCAGAAUGCG